This is a messenger RNA of Cylas formicarius (sweet potato weevil), 1611 nucleotides long. RefSeq lists its product as uncharacterized. The record is from RefSeq and is a predicted model, not a curated record. The transcript is spliced from 3 exons. Lineage: Eukaryota; Metazoa; Arthropoda; Insecta; Coleoptera; Brentidae. Bases 1 to 1611 code for a protein of 536 amino acids.
AUGCUACUAAAAAUUGAAGCAAAACCAAUAAAUAUCAAUAUAAUUCAAGUGAAAACCCCCACCCUAGACAAAUCCGAAGAAGAAAUUGAAUCCUUCUAUGAGGACAUCAAACAGCUCCUAAAGUACACGAAGCCGCAUGAUCUGAACAUUAUCCAAGGAGAUUUUAAUGCCAAAGUGGGCAAAGGAGAAGUGAUCGGGGGAGUGGUUGGUCCUUGGGGUCUGGGAGAAAGGAACAUUAGAGGAGACAGACUAAUACAAUUCUGUCAAGAAGAACAUUUUAAAAUCAUGAAUACUUGGUUCUCCCUACCUCCGAGAAGAUUGUAUACCUGGAGGGCACCGCAGGAUAGACCUGGAAAUAUUGUACUGAAUCAAAUCGAUUUUGUCCUCGUUAACAAGAGGUUCAGCACAACCGUCUCAAGAGCGCAGACGUACCCGGGCGCCGACGUGCCAUCCGAUCAUUGUCUUCUAACGAUAAGCAUAAAGCUAAAACUAGCUUUGCGCAAGGUCAACAAAGGUCAAAUAAGAAAAUUAGACACCUCGAAAUUACAGCAGGAGGAGAUAAAGUCUGAUCUUAGGAACAAACUAAACCAAAAAUUGAAACAAAUAAAAGACCAAACAGAUCAACAACCACUGGAAGUAUGGGAAACAGUUGAAACUACCAUAAAGAACGUCACAAUUGAAUGUCUGGGAUAUGAAAAAAGACGCAGCAAUAAGAAAUGGAUGACUGACGAGAUCCUACAACUAAUGGACAAACGCAGACAGCACAAGAACACUAAUCAUGAUGAAUACAAGAGACUAAACUCACUAAUAAGAUCCGAUAUUAGAAAGGCUAAAAGGAAAUGGCUGGAGGGGGAGUGUAAGGAAAUUGAAUACUUGCAACAAAUACACAAUACGCGUGAAGAACACAAAAAGAUGAAAGAAGCAUCUGGAAUCUGGUUAAGAUCAACUUUUAUACCCCUACCCAAGAAAAGCAACGCCCGAAAGUGCAAAGAUCAUAGACUCAUAAGUCUGAUGAACCACUCCUUAAAAAUUUUCCUCAAAAUAAUACACAGGAGAAUACAGCACAGAUGCGAGAAAAUUAUCGGCCCUAGCCAGUUUGGAUUCAAAUCAGAUGUUAAUAAGGACAUAUUUCUAUGUUUCGUCGACUAUGAAAAAGCUUUCGAUCGUGUACAGCAUUCAAAACUCAUGCAGAUUUUGAGAAAAACCGACGUCGACGACAAGGACAUAAGGUGUUUCGAGAGAUUGUACUGGGGUCAAACAGCUAAUAUUACCAUACAAAACAUUAUUACUGAAGAUAUUGAUAUCCGGAGAGCAGUUAGACAGGGAUGCGUCCUGUCUCCAUUGCUUUUUAAUUUAUACUCCGAAGCGAUAUUCAACGAAGCUUUUGAAGAACAAGAGUUGGGAGUGAAAGUGAACGGAAUACCAAUUUCGAAUAUCCGAUAUGCGGAUGACACUGUCCUCAUUGCCAAUGAUGUUGAGAAACUACAGAAAAUGUGUACUAGGUUAUGUGGCAGCAGCAACGAAUACGGGAUAAACAUUAACGCCGACAAAACCAAAUUUAUGAUAAUCAGUAGGAAAAACCAAUGUAUACAGAUGCCACAAUUCAGAUAG